AUGCGUAGACGUGUUGGCGGCUUUUCUCAAAUAUAUAGGCUUCAAGAGGCCGAAAGACAAUACAACAAAGUUGGGAAUACUUUUGCAGAACGAAAUAUGGAACAGAUGAAGGCACAACUGCAAGUUUUCAAAUCAAAUCUAGUAGAAUUUUCUCGUAAAUAUCGUAAAGACAUUAGUAAGGAUCCCGUGCUCAGGCAACGUUUUCAGAUAAUAUUAUUAAUGUCAAAAGAAUUGAAAACAGCAAAUAAAGGCUUUUGGGCCGAAUUUUUAGGAGUUGGAGAUUUCUAUUAUGAGCUUGGUAUUCAGAUCAUUGACGUGUGUUUAUCUACGAGAGGCAGAAACGGUGGGUUGGUUGAAUUGGGAGAAUUAAAAUGCCAAUUGAUUAAAAUGCGUAGUGAAGGUUCUGCUCAAGAAAUUAGUGAGGAUGAUAUCACACGAUCCAUAAAAAUACUCAAGCCAUUAGGUAACGGAUUUGAAAUCAUACAAAUUGGUGAUCAUAAAAUGGUUAGAUCUGUCCCUCGUGAGCUGAAUAAAGACCAAACAGACAUAUUAACAUUGGCUCAGAAACGAGGUUACGUUACCAAAGAUUUGAUAACUGCUGAACUUGGCUGGGAAAAUGAACGUAUCAAAGAUGCAAUUGACACUUUACUUAUUGAUGGGCUUUGCUGGGUUGACGAACAAGCAAAUCCACCCGAAUAUUGGGUGCCUAGUUUCUUCAAAGGAGUAGAUGAUUGA
This is a messenger RNA of Funneliformis caledonium, 735 nucleotides long. The record is from the annotation of a GenBank genome assembly. NCBI's taxonomy places the organism in Eukaryota, Fungi, Glomeromycota, Glomeromycetes, Glomerales, Glomeraceae.